Messenger RNA from Aspergillus japonicus CBS 114.51, 2807 nucleotides. RefSeq names its product bifunctional SDR family oxidoreductase/M16 family metallopeptidase. Gene Ontology annotation, molecular function: metalloendopeptidase activity; metal ion binding. The record is from RefSeq and is a predicted model, not a curated record. Lineage: Eukaryota; Fungi; Ascomycota; Eurotiomycetes; Eurotiales; Aspergillaceae. The coding region runs from base 250 to 2634 and encodes 794 amino acids. The transcript has 6 exons. Gene Ontology annotation, cellular component: mitochondrion.
CAGAUCACCGGGCGUUGGUCAAUCAUGUUGUGGUGAUUGAUGGAAAAGCAGGAUGGUCAUUCCGAGGGCGUGGAGCCGUGGAGUGCGUUACCUACUCUUUAGCAUCCUCUCCGCUCGAACCCCGCAGCGUGCUGGUAUAUAGACUUUACCAUUACUCCUCAGCACCGUAAGCAACCACCUGAUACCACCUACCCUACAAUCUCACCUCUGAAACCCGCCUCGCGACAGAGAGACAUCCAGAACUACGACAUGUCAAUCAUCAUCACCGGCGCCAGCGGCUACGUGGGCCAGGAACUGGCCGCGGCGCUGCUAUCCAGCUACCCAGAGAUGACCGUGACGCUGACGGACGUGGUCACACCCACCGUCCCCGCAUCCGCCGCGCAGCACGCCUCGCGCACCCGCUGCCUGGAAGCGGACCUGACCUCGCCCACGGUCGUCGACGAGCUCUUCACCGCGGCGCAGCCCUACGAGACCGUCUACCUCCUGCACGGGAUCAUGUCCAGCGGGUCGGAGGCCAACUUCGAGCUGGGGAUGCGGGUCAACCUGGACGCGACGCGGCAGAUCCUCGACCGGCUGCGCACCGUGACCCCCGGGGUGAAGGUGGUGUUUACGUCGAGCCUGGCGGUGUACGGGCCCGCGCCGCCGGGGUUCGUGAUCGACGAGACCAACUUCCCGGCGGUGCCGGCGUCCUCGUACGGCUCGCAAAAGCUCAUCAUCGAGAUGCUGCUGAACGACUACUCGCGCCGCGGCUUCCUGGACGGCCGCGCCGUCCGCCUGCCCACCGUGACCGUGCGCGCCGGCAAUCCCACCCAGGCCGCCAGCAGCUUUGCCAGCGACAUCAUCCGCGAGCCGUUCCACGGGCGCAAGGCGGUUUUGCCCGUCGGCAAAGACACGCGCAUGUGGAUCUGCUCGCCGCAGACGGUGGUGAGGAAUCUUGUCCGUGCGCGCGAGGUGCCCGCCGCGGCGUUUGGGGAUUCUCGGGCGGUCAAUUUGCCCGGGUUGUUGGUUAGUAUCCAGGAGAUGUUGGAGGCGUUGGAGGAGGUGGGCGGGCCGGAGCGUAGGGCGUUGGUCGAGGAGAAGUAUGAUCCAGUGGUGGAUCGCAUCGUGCAGACGUGGACGCCGAAUUUCAAUACGGCUAGGGCGCUGGGGUUGGGGUUUGUGGAGGAUGUGUCUAUGAUGGAGAAUAUUCGGCAGUAUGCGAGUCGGCGCCUAGCGUUCAACCUCAACCAGGCUCUGCGGAGCCGGGCUGCCCUGAAGGCUGUCCAGCCCGUCAAGCGUGGCUUCGCUUCUCCCGUUACCCUGCCUUCUUCCACCCAGACCACCACCCUCUCCAACGGUUUCACGAUCGCUACUGAGCACUCCCCCUAUGCUCAGACCUCCACCGUUGGCGUCUGGAUCGAUGCCGGUAGCCGGGCAGAGACUGACAAGACCAACGGCACUGCGCACUUCCUGGAGCACCUUGCUUUCAAGGGCACCAACAAGCGUUCCCAGCACCAAUUGGAGCUUGAGAUCGAGAACAUGGGCGCUCACCUGAACGCCUACACCUCGCGCGAGAACACCGUCUACUACGCCAAGUCCUUCAACAACGACGUCCCCAAGGCCGUCGACAUCCUCGCCGACAUCCUCCAGAACUCCAAGUUGGAGCCCGGUGCCAUUGAGCGCGAGCGCGACGUCAUCCUCCGUGAGCAGGAGGAGGUCGACAAGCAGCUCGAGGAGGUCGUUUUCGACCACCUCCACGCCACUGCCUUCCAGCAGCAGCCCCUCGGCCGCACCAUCCUCGGCCCCAAGGAGAACAUCCAGACCAUCUCCCGUGACAACCUGGUCGACUACAUCAAGACCAACUACACCGCCGACCGCAUGGUCCUGGUCGGUGCCGGUGGCAUCCCCCACGAGCAGCUCGUGAGACUCGCUGAGGAGCACUUCGGUGCCCUGCCCAGCAAGCCCCCGACCUCUGCUGCCCUGGCCCUCACCGCCGAGCAAAAGCGUACCCCCGAGUUCAUCGGCUCUGAGGUCAGAGUCCGUGACGACACCCUCCCCACCGCUCACAUCGCCCUUGCCGUCGAGGGUGUCAGCUGGAAGGAUGACGACUACUUCACCGCCCUGGUUGCCCAGGCCAUCGUCGGUAACUGGGACCGUGCCAUGGGCAACUCCCCCUACCUUGGCAGCAAGCUCAGCUCCCUGGUUGAGCACCACGGCCUCGCCAACAGCUUCAUGAGCUUCUCCACCAGCUACAGCGAUACUGGUCUCUGGGGUAUCUACCUCGUCUCCGAGAACCUGACCAACCUCGAUGACCUGUGCCACUUUGCUCUCCGCGAGUGGUCUCGCCUGUCCUUCAGCGUCACCCCCGCCGAGGUCGAGCGUGCCAAGGCCCAGCUCAAGGCCUCGAUCCUCCUCUCCCUCGACGGCACCACCGCCGUUGCCGAAGACAUCGGUCGCCAGAUCAUCACGACCGGCCGCCGCCUCAGCCCCGAGGACGUCGAGCGCACGAUCGGCCAGAUCACCGAGAAGCACGUCAUGGACUUCGCUCAGCGCAAGCUGUGGGAUCAGGACAUCGCCAUGAGCGCCGUCGGCAGCAUCGAGGGUAUCCUCGACUACCAGCGUCUCCGCUCGGACAUGAGCCGCAACGCUGCUUAAAUGGGUUGAGCUCGGUGUCGGUGAGGGGUGUCUGUUGCGUUGUCCACCAGGAAUUAUGGCAAGUGUUUCUAGUUUUGGUGAUUUUUAAUAGAUAGAAGCGGUGGUCGUGCCGAGGAAGCGUGUCUUGUACAGUACACAACUGUCGCUAUAUCAAAAUGUAUUGUUUGUUCAAG